GGAAGGAGAAGCCGGUAACUUUCAAUAAAGCAAUGUCGUCCCUAUUUCGAGCUGUUGCUCAGACAAUCAGACAUGCGCACUCGCUAAAAGUACGGGAAAAUUAUGGCGUUUCAAUGAAAACAUCGGAGUCUUACCAAAAUGGGAAAACCAAAACAUCAAAGCCCAGCUGUGAAGAAAGCUAAAUGUAUUAAAAAGAAAUACCAAAGUGGAUCCCCUGGGAAAGCCCUGAGAUGUAGGCGAGCCAUUAUCGCAAUCGAAAAAAAAGGUAAAAACGAGUGAGCCAGUUCCUGGUCCUUCAGGCACAACUGAUGCUACUUUGUUGAAGACCAUUGUGUUGGAGAAAAGUGUUAUUAGGGAUACCAUGUCUACAAGAUCAAGCCACCUAUUACGGAUUCGCCUACUAAACUUAGGGUGGACUGUGAAUACACUAACAUUGUAGACAAAGAACAUUAGCAGGGUUUUUCAGAAGUGUUCUUGACGAGGAGGAAGUAUUUACGCCAUUACAACUGGUGAGCCGUGUCCAAGCUUUCCUCCCUGGCCAGCACUUAACGAGAAAGGAGGGGUGCUGUUAUUCCAUGCUCCUAUUUCAUCUCGUGUCCAUCAAGAACAUUUGAAAUGUCUCCCUGUUGCGCUCAGCAUUGGAAACAAUGCAAGAAGUAUACCCCAUUGGCAUUGGUUGGUGUUUCAUUUGUGGGUGGGUGUUGUCGGAUGAUAAGCCAUGCAUACUUGGCUUCCUAUAUAUCCAGAAAGUCUGCCGUGAACAAUGAUAUAACUUCCCCACUAUCAGCACAUCUUCACAACCUUGUCACAGAGGUUGCAGACAACUUUCUGGGCACACUUCUGACACCAAAGGAGUUUGCAGAUUUUCAUUUUUACUUGACAACACAACCCAACAUGUACAGCAGAGGCUCAACAAACACCCUCCCAAAUUGUCUAAUUGGGAUCCCAGAGCAUUUUCAAUAUUCUGAUGUUGCACAGAUAUUAGCAGAAAAUUCAAAUUUCACCACCGACGAUAUUAAUUCUGAUGACAGACUAUCUUCCUGCCUUGUGCUUAGUGAAAGUGCCAAAAAAUUUGCUUUAACGAGUGAAAUUCAUGCACUCAAUACAUACUACAUUAUGUUCAAGUUUGACUUUGUACCAUUACUUAGCCUGUACUGUUUUGUAUGGGAUAAACUGCAGAAAAAGGUCGAGAAAGGUCAUCCACUCAUACAGAUUGUUUUGUUUGUUGGAUUAAUGGUUGCAGUUGUUGCCCUUGGUUACAUAUUCGAAGAUCAGUAUGAAAAGUGGAGAAUUGUCCAGGGAGACACUAAAACAGCACUUAUUAAUGGAGAGUAUUUAGAUGGAGGUAGAGAGUAUCUUCAAAAGCAAAUAGAAAUGAAUAAAGUAUUAAGGUACCUGAACAAAAAUGGAGGACAAAUGAAAUAUACAGAAGAUGGCGAGACUGUGCAGAAUUUUUUUAACUUUGGUAUACCAUCUUUGCAUACAAGGUUGGAAAACUUAGAACGGUUAAGACAGGAAACGUGAUACGUUUGUGCUUGUGCUUUAUAAAUUUUAUUCAAAACUAUUAAAAGCUGUGUGUGAUAAUUUGAUGAGUUCGUGUCUUUUUCAGCAAGCAGUGUUUAGAAAAAAAUAUUGUGAUAAAAUAAUAAGAUGAUUCUUAUUACUAGGGUAUUCUUGAGGUCAGAGUGAUUAAUACUGAUGAGUUCUUGUAAGCUUAAUACAUGCUACAUGUAUUCAAAUGCAUAUUGCCUUUUGAGUGUUUCAUACCUUUGAAGAUCUUCCUUCCAUUAAUUGACUGGAGAGCUAUGUAGCUAGCAUAAAAAAUGUCAUCAUUAACCUAAAUUAUGACCUCAUAAAUCAAAAUACUGCCAUUGAACCAAAAAUGGAAAAGUCGACAUGAAAAGGGGCUACAUGUUUUUUGUUUCUAUCAUGACUUUGACCUUGAACUUAUGUGGCUGUAUAAGUAUCUUCCAUGGCCGAGAGUGUAAGAUAGGUUCAUCUCUACCUCAUUUCCGCAAAACACCCUGCGCGAGGAUCGGAAUGAACCUGUCUUACACGAGCGGCUAUGGUAGAUGCUUUUUCUCCCACCUCAGUUAAACAAAAUUAAGUAAAAAAAAUUUUUUUGAUGGAACUCUUUUGUGCAUAGUGAAAAUAAUGUGUAUGGAUAUUUGAUAAUUUGUGGUUGUCAUGGAUAUGCGCGCAUUGAUUCAGAUUAUGUUAAUAGUCAAAUCGGUCUUUAAAUACCCGGUAGUUCUGAUGAGAGUUGAGCAUUAUUUCUUGAAAGGUGCGUGAAAACUUUUUUAUGGUGACAUUUGAAGCGAGAAAUAGUUAAUUAGCAUUCUAAAUAUUGCCACAAGACAAGGUUUCUAUGAUGCUGCAGACGACCGUCUUCAACAAGGGAGUAACUUCAAUGUGGUGACCGUUAAAAAGGAGUUACAUACGGGCAUUUUAUCUUCGCCCGUGGGCAAGAUAAGAAUUUCUAGCAUGGUUAAAUUAUUGGAUCUACUUAUCUGAGGUGAGAGAAAAACUUGUCUUUAAGAGUGUAGAACAAAAUCCAAACAUGACUGCAACUGGGUAGAACAUGUAAAACAAUGAUGAAGACAAAUGAUUUUAUUUCACAGAGGAACAUGUACACCAAAACAAAGGAUAACCACAUC
Molecule: messenger RNA, 2657 nt
Organism: Mya arenaria
Lineage: Eukaryota; Metazoa; Mollusca; Bivalvia; Myida; Myidae
Exons: 7
Coding region: 616-1524 (302 amino acids)
Source: RefSeq, a predicted model, not a curated record